Molecule: messenger RNA, 831 nt
Organism: Vicia villosa (hairy vetch)
Lineage: Eukaryota; Viridiplantae; Streptophyta; Magnoliopsida; Fabales; Fabaceae
Exons: 1
Coding region: 1-831 (276 amino acids)
Source: RefSeq, a predicted model, not a curated record
AUGCCACAACAGGAUGAGAAUGAAGAGGAUGAGGAUCACUUAUACACACCCCAUGGUAGUGAGGAUGAAGGAGAUGUAGAAAGGAAUCCAGUUUUCAAAAGUGGUGGGGGAUGUGCAUUCCAGCUAGGAAUGAUGUUUACAGACAAGGAUACAAUUAGAGAUGCAGUGAAAGAGUAUGGAAUGGAAAAUCAAAAGAAUGUGUAUAUCAAGAAAAAUGAUUCUAAAAGGAUUGUAGUUAAGUGUAUGGAAGGCUGCAAGUUUCACUUAAGGUUCAGCAUGAGGAAUGGGCAGAAUUAUUGGCAGGUUGUUAGCUAUGUGAGUGACCAUACUUGUUUUAGAACUGCUGACAACAGGAAUGCCAAGACUCAGUGGCUUGCAAUUAGGUUUACACAAUUGCUAAGGCACAGUCCAUACAUGAAGCCAGCUGGUCUAGUUGCUGAAACUCUUCAGAGAUGGGGUUCAAAGAUAACUACAGAUCAAGCAUAUAGGGCUAAAAGAAAGGCUUUGGAAAUGAUACAAGGUGCUGGUAUAGAUCAAUUCAGACACUUGAGAAGCUAUGGAGAGGAGUUUUUGAGGUCCAAUCCCAAGAGUACUGUGGUUAUUAAAUAUGCAGAGAACAAUGGCAAUCCAGCAUUUGAGAGAAUCUACAUUUGUUUGGAUGCCUGCAAGUCAAGAUUUGCCACCUACUGUAGACCUAUCAUUGGAUUGGAUGCAUGUUUUCUUAAGGGUGAUUAUGGGGGCCAACUGAUGUCAGCUGUAGGCAGAGAUGGAAACAACCAAAUAUAUCCAAUAGCUUAUGCUGUUGUUGAGGCUGAAACCAAAGACUCAUGA